AUGAGGGGCGGCUCCUCCAGUGCCGCAAAGUUUGGCUGUGGCGGCAAAUGGGCUUGGGCGGCUCCUGAGUUGGCGGCGGCGGCGACUGAGGCCGUUUUUCGGAGCCCGGUGGAUGCCGCGGCGCGAGCCGGGGACCAUGGCUCCCUAGAACCCUCGGGUAGGGGCAGGGUGGGGACGGGACCGGCCAUGUCGGAGGUGACCCGGAGCCUCUUGCAGCGCUGGGGCGCCAGCUUCAGGAGGGGCGCCGACUUCGAUUCGUGGGGGCAGCUGGUGGAGGCGAUAGACGAGUACCAGAUAUUAGCAAGACAUCUUCAGAAAGAAGCUCAGGCUCAACACAAUUCAGAAUUCACAGAAGAGCAAAAGAAGACCAUUGGUAAAAUUGCAACCUGCUUGGAAUUACGAAGUGCAGCAUUACAGUCCACACAGUCUCAAGAUGAAUUUAAACUGGAGGACCUGAAAAAGCUAGAACCAAUUCUAAAGAAUAUUCUUACUUAUAAUAAGGAAUUCCCCUUUGAUGUUCAGCCUGUCCCAUUAAGAAGAAUUUUAGCACCUGGUGAAGAAGAGAAUUUGGAAUUUGAGGAUGAUGAUGAAGAGGGUGGUGCUGGAGCAGGGUCUCCAGACUCCUUCCCUGCUAGAGUUCCAGGUACUUUAUUACCAAGGUUGCCAUCUGAACCAGGAAUGACGUUACUCACUAUCAAAAUUGAGAAAAUUGGUCUGAAAGAUGCUGGGCAGUGCAUUGAUCCCUAUAUUACAGUUAGUGUAAAGGAUCUGAAUGGCAUAGAUUUAACCCCUGUGCAAGAUACUCCUGUGGCUUCAAGGAAGGAGGAUACAUAUGUUCACUUUAAUGUGGACAUCGAACUUCAGAAACACAUCGAAAAAUUAACCAAAGGUGCAGCUAUUUUCUUUGAAUUCAAACACUAUAAGCCUAAGAAAAGGUUUACCAGCACCAAGUGUUUUGCUUUCAUGGAGAUGGAUGAAAUUAAACCUGGGCCAAUUAUAAUAGAGCUAUACAAGAAACCCACUGACUUUAAAAGAAAGAAACUACAGUUGUUGACCAAGAAACCACUUUAUCUUCACCUCCAUCAAACUUUGCACAAGGAAUGACCAUGGCAUGUAUAUCCUGAAACUUCUGUGAUCUGAACCCCUCACUACAAAAAUCAUGGUAGCUCUGUGUAGCACAUUGAUCCUUCAGUAGGCUCCUAGGAAACCAGCCCUCCUCAUGCUAAUAAAUGAAAAGAGUGAUCCGUUCUACGGCUACACCACAGAGAGGUCCAGCCCAUCAGUGGAAACCAGGAGGACUGCAUUCAUUCAUAAAGAGCUCCUUUGGCAUACAUGUCUUUCCACAGAUUUUUGAAACAGUCUGACUUGUGACUAGCGUACAUGGUAAAAGUUUUAAAUUUACUUACUUUAGAGAUUAACACCAGAGCAGGCAGGAACAUUUGUCUUCUGUGCAGGUUUUACUCCCCUAAUUUACCUCUGCUUCAGUUCAUUCCUUUGAAUCCAUGUGUUUAUUUCCAGGUUUUUGCUGCUUAGGGUAGGAGUUGUCCAAUGCAAGAAAAAUUUGCCAGGUACCAGAACUGGUGAACUUGUAAAGGGUUUAUAUCAGGGGUGGCUCACCACUCACCCAUACUAGGUGAUUGGUUAUGGGGAAGCUGCAGAAUAAUUUAUAACUUUACCAUGAACAUAGUUGAAUCUCAUGGGGGGAGGGAGCUUGUUUUCCAAAUUUUUACAACCCAUUCACCAAAUGACUUGAGGAAAAACUUAUUUAAAGAGCUGGAUUCUUUUUAGAUAUUUAAGGGAAUAGUCAUCUAGGUUUCUUUUUUUCCUAUUCAAAGCUCUUCCUCAGCCAAGUAAUUCUAGGGUGGCAAAUAUGAGUAACCUAGAAAGUGUCUUAAAUUUUUAUUUUGUGUCAGUGUUCAGCUACUGUGAUGUGGUUGAAAUAACCUUUUGUAUGGUUCUAAGCCAUCUAGUAAAAAAAAUGUUUGAAUUCAAUCAGUUUCCUAAAGAGACCUGCUGGAGUUACUGCUGUUUUUUCUGAAAAGUGAUUCUGAAUCCUCGAAAAACCUGCAUACCUCUUAUAGCAAUUUGUAUGCCAGUCUAGAAAGUUACUCUAAAUUUUGUUUGAGAUAGAUAGCUAGGGUUACCAUUUGUUUUCUAUUCAGAUUGUCUUAAGUCAUCUAUAUGAAAAGAUGCAGGUCAUUAGCAUAUAAUUUGAUUAGCUACAUUUUUUUUUUACUUAAUAAAGGGUCAUAAAUAAAACCCAAACAGACCUUUCAUAUACUUAAUAGGUGGGAUAUUUAAUACAUUCCUUUAAGGUCUGUUGUGUGCUUUAUGUGGAUUAUAUGUAGUAUGCACAUACUUUCAUAUGCACUUAUAUAAUAGUAAAAAAAAAAUCCAGCACCGAGUGAAUGCAUUGUCAAUACUAGCUUUAUGUUUUAUUGUAUAAUCAGUUUUACAACUCAGCUCAUUUGCUUUCUGUACCACAUAAUUCUUACCAGUUGCAUAACAAUUUUAUUAGGUAAACUCCAACAAAAUAAUUCAAUUUAUCCCUUCCUGCUUUAAGGGAUAUAAUAUUCUUUGCUUUCAGCUCUCUUUUUAGGUCAAUUUUGUUUAUGCUGGAUAGACAAUUAAAUAAACUAUGUAAACCAUCAAUAGUUGAUGAUAAAAUCUCUCUCCCUUUCCUCAUUCUUGAUUGGAUUCAUUCCAUUGGGGGGGAAAUUAUUUUCAUAUUCCUAUUAUCUGGGUUUAAAAGAGCUCUUGCAAUUUGAAUGAACAAAUUCCUUGAGUUUAAAUUCAAGACCAGAUACCACAUUAUCUUCAAAUAAUGUAAAAUUCCCAUAGUGCUAUGAAGCCUCUGAAUAUUCAGUAAAUCUUGAGAAAACCUAAAAAUAAUCACUAAAAUAACCUCAAUUUGUGAAAAUGUAAUAAAAAUGGCAUUUUCUUUUCCUUCAAAUAAAGUAAAGGAAAUGUGCAUGAAAUGAAGUGAUAAUUUAUAUGAAAAAGUAACAUUUCUGCUUCACAAGUGUGAUUUAGAAGCACACCAGUGCCUUAGGAAGACCAUUUGAAGAAGUUUAAGCUAAGUUUGACUGUGCUUCAGUUUUCUGGUGUAAGCACUUGUUAUUGCAGAAACACCAACUAAAUUCUAUAAACUCACUUAAACUCUAUAGCAUUUUGUAUGUCCUAAGUCCAAGCAAUUUAUAGUCUUCCUUUAUGUGAUAGAUUUUUUCACUGAUCUGAAGGGGUGAGCAAUAACUACACUGUACAUUUGUCUUUCCAAGAUAGAGCGCUGCUGAUUCACAAAUAAGAUGGCUUUGUGCAGUUGAAUGAAUUUUACAUGGUAGCACUAGCAAGUGAGCAAAUAAACAUGGUUGGAUGGGAUGACUACUAUAGUACAAUACAGUUAAUUUUUUUUGGAGUUCGUUCUAAUGAUUUAAAAUAAAACUGAUUCGUGCCAUUUCUACAGUGACACUCCAACCGUGGGCUUUUUUUGGGGGGUGGGGGUGGAAUGGUGCAACUAGUUGUAUGUGAUUUGAAAGUUUUAUGUUGUUUGUGGAUUGAUUCAUGUUAAGCCAGGCUUGAGUUUUUCUAAAUUUCAUUGAUAUGAACAUGAGUUUUCCUCAAGAGUAUACCAUAGAAAUUACUUAGGGGUAAAAGAGUUAUGGAAAGGGAAAGAGUUCUCAUUCCGAGUAAAUGAUUAGGUUGGAUUUAGCUUUGCUACUGUGAUUAUCUACCUAACUGGAAUCUGUAUCCAACUGGUGUUUACAAUUUUUGACUCAGCAUUGUGUUACAUGUCCAGGUGUCAUAGGUAUUCAAAUAGUUAUUCAAAGUUUGUGUUUGUGGAUCAAGUAAUAAAACUUUUUGUUAUUUUACUAAUGUUAAACAUAUGUCCUUUACUGUGAAGUAUGGAAUGUCUUUUUUUUUUUAAUUGUUCCACUUGAUCUUUUAAAGGGCUGGAGUAGCAGUGUGUGGGAGGAUAUGAAAAAAUUAACAUUAUGCCUUUAUAAGUGAUUAAACUUUGAAGUAUUUGUCCCAUUUCAUUUCUCUCAAAAUGUAUUGUGAUAAUGUAAUGCCAUUAGUCUAACAGAUUCUUAAUUUUCAGUGUUAAAAGCACAACCACUUCUUUACUAAAGCUUUUGCACCUUUUAUAUAUACCAUUCUUACCAGAGGCAAAAAAUGGAGGCAAUGAAAAAUCAUGCUGAUGUAAUUUAAGAUGUGGAACUUCUUAAAGAAAGGGGGCAGGUCUCAAAAGUAAUCACACUUUCCACUUUUAAGUUUCAGACUUGUAAUAGCUCAGUUAUAAACUUGAAAUCUUAACCUAUACAACACGUGCUGUAAGUAGUAUGAUUUGAAGUGCCUGCAAAUUGUCUCUUUUACUGAAGCAUUGUUUUAAAGUUAUGUGAUAAUGUGGUGAUAUGUAUGUAACAGAGAUGCUCAUUACUGUUUACAAGGUUCAUCAAUAUUGUAAAUUGAAUCAUCAGCAAACAUGAUUUUCCCUGGGAUCUAUAUACUAUCACAUGGAGUCAAAACUCAGCUAUACUUAAAAUUUACAGUCAGGCCCCUUUUUUGAUGAGUUAACACCUACAUUAUCAGAAGGUCUGACAAUGACAACUGUCUAGAAUAUAACUUUAUCUUAGUAAAUAAGGAAAAAAACCAAUGUAUAAAGCCCCUAAAACAGUCAUCAUGGUCUAUGCACUGAAUCUAAUGCACUUUACACACAGGACCACCCCCCCACCCCCAUCCUUAACUCUUAUUUAUUUAGCUGUCUUAUUAAAGUUGUGUAUAAUGAUUUCUAAGGUGAUAGCAAAGAGUGGGCUGCUAGAAGCAGGUAUAGUGAUAGCAAAAAGUGAAUGUUAACAACCUUACAGUGGGGAGAAACAAAAUAAAGAACAACAUUCAGAACUAGUAUAGGAACAAAUAGCCUUACCCUCUAUAUUAGUAGCCCAUAAAAUAAAUUAGUCAAUGAUAGCACAAAAGGCAGUGAUGGGUAUUUCUGACGACACCAAUUUGUCAAGAAAAGGUUAAAUGUACAAUAUUCCUUUUACCAAAGUAGGGAGUAUGUGAUACAUUUUAUAAAGUUAAAAUAAAAGUUUUGAUACUUAAAUGGGUAGGCUUCAGUUACUGGGGAAAUUCAUUCACUCAUUUGGAACAACCCAACUCCCUCAACAGUGCUGAAUGAAUGAACAUUUUCCUUCCUACUCUUUUAUUCUAUUUAUCAUCCUUCAUGUAACAGACUGACUUCUUUGGGUGAUUACCCCAGAAAUUAUUGUAGCAUGGAGGACUGUUCCUUACCUAGUAGGUGUUAAAUCCCUUUUGGCUCUAAAUGCUAUGAAAUGUUAAUACUACAAAUUCUUGUCUCUUGCUUGGAUAGUGUCAUUUUUCAGAUCUAUAUUUCAGCCAUGUUCCAAUGAACAAAACACACAGUAAAAUAAAUCUGUUAACAUUUA
This is a messenger RNA of Dromiciops gliroides (monito del monte), 5444 nucleotides long. RefSeq names its product axin interactor, dorsalization associated (gene AIDA). Gene Ontology annotation, molecular function: phosphatidylinositol binding. Gene Ontology annotation, cellular component: membrane. Gene Ontology annotation, biological process: determination of ventral identity. The record is from RefSeq and is a predicted model, not a curated record. The transcript has 10 exons. Bases 1 to 1104 code for a protein of 367 amino acids. NCBI's taxonomy places the organism in Eukaryota, Metazoa, Chordata, Mammalia, Microbiotheria, Microbiotheriidae.